GGCGCCCCGCGCCCCGCCGCCGCCGAGCGAAGCCGGGCCGGGCUUGGAGCUGCUCAUGGAGAAAGUGCCGGGCGAGAUGGAGAUUGAGCGCCGGGAGCGCAGCGAGGAGCUGUCCGAGGCGGAGAGGAAGGCGGUGCAGGCUACGUGGGCCCGGCUCUAUGCCAACUGCGAGGACGUGGGGGUGGCCAUCCUGGUGAGGUUCUUUGUGAACUUCCCGUCCGCUAAGCAGUACUUCAGCCAGUUCAAGCACAUGACGGAGCCCCUGGAAAUGGAGCGGAGCCCCCAGCUUCGGAAACACGCCUGUCGGGUCAUGGGGGCCCUCAACACGGUCGUGGAGAACCUGCACGACCCCGAGAAGGUGUCCUCUGUGCUCGCCCUUGUGGGCAAAGCACAUGCCCUCAAGCACAAGGUGGAGCCCGUGUACUUCAAGAUCCUCUCCGGGGUGAUUCUGGAAGUGAUCGCCGAGGAAUUUGCCAAUGACUUCCCACCGGAGACGCAGAGAGCCUGGGCCAAGCUGCGUGGCCUCAUCUACAGCCACGUGACUGCCGCCUACAAGGAAGUGGGCUGGCCCACCGGCCACGCUGCCCUCUUCGGGGCCGUAGGACCCCCUCGCUCCUCCCCCCUCCCAGGCAGCACCCUGAGCAGAAGGCCGAGUUCCGAAGACCCUCCCUGGAUGCCCAGGAAGCUGGAGGAGUCCCUGAGUCGUCUUCCCAGAGAGGCAGCCUCUGCUGUGGCCACGGUCCCCACCGGAGCCGCCGGGAGGUGGCGCUGGCUGCCUGGGUGCUGACCCCAGCUCAGUGGCCUGUGGGGAUGGGGGACCCUUCCUCCUUGAAGAGCUGGGCCCACCCUUCGUAGCUUUUCUACUGUCUGUCAGGGACCCGGCUGAGAAGCUGGCCGGAGCCGGGGCCGGUCCGAGUCCCUCCGGGAGUGAGCCAGCCCCGGUUCUGUCUGCACGAGCAGCAUGCAGGUCCCAUGUCACCUACCUAGAGCAUCACGCGCACACAUCUACCACAUAUGCAGAUAUAUUCUAUAUACAAUCUAUAUAUAAAAAAAAAAUAUAUAUAUAUACACACAUAUCUAUACUGUGUAUCUCCGGGGUCCGGGCCCAGAGGCACAUGGGAAGCCGGGGUUCUGCCCAUCUACGUGAGGGGCAGGGAGGGGUCCUGGUCAUGCUUCUGGGCAGAGGACAGCGUGUUCUCAAAGAGAUGGGGGUCCCACAUCAGAGAGAAUCUAGGCCUGUGGGUGACCCGAGGGCCUAGGUGGGCAGAGCUGGCGUGACCCAGCUUUGCCAGCAAAGUCCAGCCCGUUGUCUGACCAGCCUGCCCAUGUUCCUGCUUUCCGCUUCCAGGUUCAAAGGAUUUGGCUUGUCCCACUCCCCUCCCCCACCCCAAAGGCUAUGGCUCCCUGACUUGCUUGCUGAAGCCCUUAGGGCAAGAGCAAACAGAGGGGCCAGCCCUGUGCAGAACCGGAUGCCUGCCCUGGGGGAGAGGCCGGGGUAAAGGGGCCUCGAAUGCCAGCCCCGUCUGCCUUUGCUGCUUUGGAGCCCCGCAGAAGCUGGGCUCCGUGCAGCUGUCAGAGAUGACAGGCCAGAUGCCACCCUGUUGCCAUCUCAUGGAGCUCUGCGGGCCUGGGGCUCAGGGCCUUCCCGCCCCACGCCCCUCCCCCACCCCGGCUGCUGGCUGAGAGUUGGUCCUGUCCACCCAUCUGGGUCAGAGAUGCUGGAGACCCCCCCCCCCCCCGUGUGUGUCCCUUGGUCACGUGUACCGUCCUCGAGGGUGUCUGGCUGCUGUGCCUGUGUCCCUCCCGUCCCUCCUCCCGCGGCCGUGCCUUCACUGCCUGCCCUUUUGUAGUUUCUGAUGUUUGUAACCAGUCCCAGCGCGUCAUUAAACAGACUCGCUCUCCCUGUGUC
Suricata suricatta (meerkat) is the source of this 1909-nucleotide messenger RNA. RefSeq names its product cytoglobin (gene CYGB). Gene Ontology annotation, molecular function: heme binding; iron ion binding; oxygen binding. Lineage: Eukaryota; Metazoa; Chordata; Mammalia; Carnivora; Herpestidae. The coding region runs from base 56 to 787 and encodes 243 amino acids. The record is from RefSeq and is a predicted model, not a curated record. The transcript has 4 exons. Gene Ontology annotation, biological process: oxygen transport.